Molecule: messenger RNA, 467 nt
Organism: Saccostrea echinata
Lineage: Eukaryota; Metazoa; Mollusca; Bivalvia; Ostreida; Ostreidae
Exons: 3
Coding region: 133-459 (108 amino acids)
Source: RefSeq, a predicted model, not a curated record
CUUUUGGAGCGCGAUAUGUCUGACAUACAUUUUCUGUAAUGAUAUCGGACCGAAAAUCUAGAGUGUCAAUGAGAUAUGACGUAGAAAAACUGACCCUUCCCGUGUAUUCUGCAGAGGGACAGGAAAUAAAAGAUGGAAGAGAAAUACAGAAUUAACAAACCUAAAUUUCUGUCGGUGUUGAAGAAUCAGAUAUUAGAACAUGAAGUAAACAAGAAGAGAGACUUCUGGGAGAGAGCGAAGGAGAGUGAUUUCUAUAUAGAUAUAGACAGGAAUGAUGUGGAUAAGGAAAGACAGUCCCGGAUAAAUAAACGAAUCUAUCUACAACAAUUCAGGGACGCCAAUAAAGAACUGAUGGAAAAGAAAUGGAUGAAAGAGAAGAACGAAAAAUAUUUAGAUGAUAGAAUGGACAGAGAAAGAUUAAAACUGGAACCUAUUAACUGGACAAGGACGUUACACUGAAACGGACC